CUGCCAUGUGCGCAUGAAAUUUUAUUCAUGAAAACACACACAGACGUUGACAAAACGACAGAGUAAACAAUAAAUAAGUCAACCAUUGCCUCGAUGGGAAAUGAGAAAAGUGCCCUAAGUGGGCUGAAAAUUGACGAAAAGGCGGUCGAAAUAACAGAUUUCUGGCUACAUCACAGUGCUAAUUUGAAUGGUGCGAAUCCGUCAACGGUAUCGGUGUUUAUUAGCGAGCCUUCAUUGCAGUCGUGUCCAAACUUUGGCAAACCAUCACCCCUUGAAAGGACAGCUAAGAAUCUGAUGCUACAUCGGCACCCAUGCAUCCUGAAGUACAUAUCAUCCUGGAGAAAGGGCAGCAGUUACUACCUAGCUACUGAGGAAGUAAAACCACUUGCCCAAGUGAUCGGCACCCAGACAACCCUGCAAAUUUGCAUUGGGCUUCACAGUAUUCUACGAGCUCUGAUAUUUUUGCAUGAAAAAGCUCUUGCUUCUCACAAUAAUGUCUGCAGUAGCUCGAUCUACGUCACUCCAGAGGGCUCCUGGAAGCUCGGAGGUCUAGAGUUUCUGUGCAGGUUCACCGACUUUAAUCAGGCGUAUUUGAAAAAAAUAAAAAACUUUCGUUACGAGAAAGCUAUUGCUCCUGAAGAGGAUGGAAAUGCAUUGGAGACACAACUAAAUCCUGUUGGAAUUGACCAGUAUGCUUUUGGUGUUCUCACUGAAGAAGUUUUACGGUUGAAAAAUGCUGAUGACGUUCCAGCUCUUGCAGAAUUUAAAGAAAUCUGUCGACGCAGUUUGCAAAACCCUGAUCCUUUAUUGAGGACAAAGUUAUCAACUUUAUUAUCCAAUCCAUUUUUUACACAUGACUUUAUAAAUAUUCAUGAAUUUUUAAUGGAGCUGCCUCUGAAAACUGAAGCAGAAAAAGAAGAAUUUUUUUCGAAUCUAGUGCCACAGCUUAAAGCAUUCCCUGAAAAAAUAGUUGCUGAACAACUAGGUCGUUUACUCUUAUCACGAAUGGUACUGCUAGACAGUACAGCUCAACAAAAAUUACUACCUUGUGUGUUGAAGCCAAAAACAGAAGACAAUGAGCAAGACACGAGUCUUUUUACAGUAUCAACCUUCAAAAGUCACCUGGUACCAAAAUUAUUGCAAAUGUUUUGUGUCCGGGACACGUCAAUACGCUUACUGCUAUUAUCGCAUUUAAAUUCAUUUAUCUAUGCCUUCCAAUUGGAUGAAUUGAAGAACCAAAUACUGCCUGAGCUUCUUGUAGGAAUAAAAGAUCAUGAUGAUCAUCUGGUCAGCACAACACUGCGUGCGCUGGCUGAUCUAGUGCCAAUACUGGGCGCAGCUGCCGUCAUCGGCGGCAAACGGGGUAAAUUAUUUACUGAUGGACGUCCAAAUCACAACCAAAUCAGACGUGAAGUCUCUGCUAGAAAUAACCAAAGAACUGAACGUGCUAAUAUUAGUAAUAGUAAUAUUAAUAAUAAUAUUAUCAAUGAAAAUGGUAUUGAUAGUCUGCCAACUGUACUAGAGUUACCUGAGCGACCGUCACCUGAUGGCGGAGAAGAUCGGGUUGAAUCGGAUUUAAUUUUAGCUGAGGAAGAAAGCACUUGGUCUGAUUGGGAUGCUCAUGAAGUAGUCAUCACCAAGACAAUUAAUACUGACAUUCCUAGUGGUCAAGCAGAUGUUGAUGUAGUGCAGCCACAUGAUGAUAAAUCAGCAUCUGCGGGAUCGGAAAUAGACGAUGGGGGAAAAACGCCGGGGAUAAAAAAAGACAAAUUUAAUUAUAAUAAGAAAAAUAUUAUUUCUGAUAUUCGGGAACUGGAUAUCAAACAUUCUAAGACAAUGCAACAAACUGCCAGUGAAGAGGUUGAUUUUUUCACAGACAUGGAGCCAAUUAUUGAGAAACAAAAUGUCAUUCAUAUUGAGGAAGUCAAGGCGGAGAAAAGCGUUUUUGAUGUUAAAGUUAAUGGUGCUCAGGACAAUGGAGAUGAUGACGGCUGGGGCGAAGAUCUAGAUGAUUGGGGUGACAAUACCCUCGAGCUAGAAGAUUGAUAUUAUUUAUUAAAACUAAUUUAUUAAUUAUUAAAUAAUUGUUACUUGUAUGACCGCGUGUAAAUAAUUUAAGUGUAAGCUUAGUAAUAUUUUUUAAAUAUCCAUAUAAAUAUGUAUAAAUAUUUGUUAUAUAUUAAUUUUAAAUAAAUGUUGUCUAUAUGUUUAA
Molecule: messenger RNA, 2212 nt
Organism: Microplitis demolitor
Lineage: Eukaryota; Metazoa; Arthropoda; Insecta; Hymenoptera; Braconidae
Product: protein-associating with the carboxyl-terminal domain of ezrin
Exons: 5
Coding region: 94-2046 (650 amino acids)
Biological process (GO): protein phosphorylation
Molecular function (GO): ATP binding; protein kinase activity
Source: RefSeq, a predicted model, not a curated record